AUGAGCUCCGGACCACUUCUACGGAGCUUUGCUCCUGCACGGCGCUCCCUCCAGCAGACUCGAGCUUUCUCCCGGACCGCGAGAAGGUCCCUCAUUCGUGGGACCACGCCGUUGAGAGCGAAGGUCGCGGAUGGCGGCAUCUUCGCAGAUAAGUACCAGGUCGUGGACCAUGAAUAUGAUGCGCUGGUCGUUGGUGCUGGCGGUGCCGGCUUGCGCGCAACAUUCGGUUUAGCUGAAGCUGGUUUCAAGACCGCAUGUGUUUCGAAGCUGUUCCCCACGAGAAGUCACACAGUCGCCGCUCAAGGCGGCAUCAAUGCGGCACUAGGCAACAUGCACGAGGACGACUGGAGAUGGCAUAUGUACGACACAGUCAAGGGCUCCGACUGGCUCGGCGACCAAGACGCUAUUCAUUACAUGACAAGAGAAGCGCCCCAAUCUGUGAUCGAGCUGGAAGGCUAUGGCUGCCCGUUCUCGAGAACAGAAGACGGCAAGAUCUACCAAAGAGCCUUUGGUGGUCAGAGCAGAGAAUAUGGCAAAGGAGGGCAGGCUUACAGAUGUUGCGCUGCUGCCGACAGGACUGGCCACGCUCUUCUUCACACGCUAUACGGACAAUCACUGCGGUACAAUGCUAACUACUUCAUCGAAUAUUUCGCCAUGGAUCUCAUCAUGGAGGACGGCCAAUGCAAGGGUAUCGUCGCCUACAACCAGGAAGACGGUACUCUCCACAGAUUCCGAGCUCACCACACUGUUCUUGCCACCGGUGGAUAUGGCCGUGCGUACUUCUCGUGUACCUCGGCACACACGUGUACUGGUGAUGGCAUGGCUAUGGUAGCACGAGCAGGUCUCCCCAACCAGGAUCUCGAAUUCGUCCAAUUCCACCCGACCGGUAUCUACGGCGCCGGCUGCCUCAUCACCGAAGGGUCACGAGGAGAGGGUGGCUACCUCCUGAACUCCGAAGGUGAACGAUUUAUGGAAAGAUAUGCCCCAACUGCCAAGGAUCUGGCUUCUCGAGACGUUGUCUCACGAUCAAUGACCAUGGAGAUUCGCGAGGGACGAGGAGUUGGGCCCUCCAUCUUUGCUGGUGUCGACGUUACCAAGCAACCCAUCCCUGUCCUGCCGACCGUGCACUACAACAUGGGUGGUAUUCCUACGCGAUACACCGGUGAGGUUCUCAGCGUUGACGCGGACGGCAAGGAAAAGACCGUCCCUGGUCUAUACGCCUGUGGCGAAGCCGCAUGCGUGUCAGUCCACGGAGCCAACCGCCUGGGUGCCAACUCACUCCUCGAUCUGAUCGUCUUUGGUCGUGCCGUCGCACACACCAUCCGCGACAAUGCCUCCCCUGGCCUACCUCACCAAGAAAUCUCAGCCGAUGCCGGCGCCGACUCGAUCGACGUCCUCGACAAAGUCCGCACAUCCGACGGCCCCAAGUCGACCAACGACGUUCGCGCCGCCAUGCAGAAGGUCAUGCAAACAGACGUGUCCGUCUUCCGAACCGAAGAAUCCCUCCAAGAGGGUGUCCGAAAGAUCAACGAAGUCGACCAGACGUUCGACCAAAUCGGUAUCAAGGACCGCAGCAUGAUCUGGAACUCGGAUCUCGUCGAAACGCUCGAGCUCCGAAAUCUGUUGACUUGUGCAACACAGACUGCUGCAUCAGCAGCCAACCGCAAGGAGUCGAGAGGCGCGCAUGCCCGAGAGGACUUCCCAGACCGGGAUGACGACAAUUGGAUGAAGCAUACCCUGUCGUGGCAGAAGACGCCGCACGGGAAGGUCGAGCUGGGUUACAGGGGUGUUGUGGGACAUACUCUCGAUGAGGCCGAGUGCAAGGCUGUCCCGCCGUUCAAGCGGACGUAUUAA
Cyphellophora attinorum is the source of this 1854-nucleotide messenger RNA. Its product is annotated as putative succinate dehydrogenase [ubiquinone] flavoprotein subunit, mitochondrial. The record is from RefSeq and is a predicted model, not a curated record. Gene Ontology annotation, biological process: mitochondrial electron transport, succinate to ubiquinone. The transcript is spliced from 4 exons. Gene Ontology annotation, molecular function: flavin adenine dinucleotide binding; succinate dehydrogenase (quinone) activity; electron transfer activity. The coding region runs from base 1 to 1854 and encodes 617 amino acids. Lineage: Eukaryota; Fungi; Ascomycota; Eurotiomycetes; Chaetothyriales; Cyphellophoraceae.